AUGCAGCAUUGUUCUCAAUCUUAUUACCUGUUUAAGAAAACACAAUAUUUUUCCUUUCUUUCCAAGAUAUGGACGUUCGCAAUAGCGGCGUUGGUGGGGCUAUUGGUGCCAUGCAGUUGCACAGCGCCUGGGAGCAAAAACGUCCUGAUGAUCGUGGCUGACGACGGCGGGUUCGAGAUGCAGGUAUAUGGGAACUCCGCGUGUCGGACGCCGCACCUGGAUCAACUAGCGAAGCGCAGCACUGUCUUCACCCGCGCCUUCACGGCCGUCAGCAGCUGCUCGCCCUCGCGCUCCGCCAUCCUGACGGGGCUCCCCACGCAUCAGAACGGCAUGUACGGGCUCCACCAGGGCUACCACCACUUCAACUCCUUCGACGGCGUGAGGAGCCUCCCCGGCAUUCUGGCCGAGCACGACGUCCGCACGGGCAUCGUCGGCAAGAAGCACGUGGGGCCCGAGGCCGUGUACCCGUUCGACUUCGCGCACACGGAGGAGACCGAGUCCAUCAUGCAGGUGGGCCGCAACAUCACCCGCAUGAGGCUGCUCGUCAGGCAGUUCCUCCAGGCCAAUGACUCUCGCCCUUUCUUCCUCUACGUGGGCUUCCACGACCCCCACCGCUGCGGCCACACUCAGCCUCAGUUCGGCCAGUUCUGCGAGAAGUUCGGCAACGGCGAGCCCGGAAUGGGAUACAUACCGGACUGGCGGCCGACUGCCUACGACCCGGCGCAAGUCGAAGUGCCGUUCUUCGUCCAGGACACGCCGGCGGCGCGAGCGGACCUGGCGGCGCAGUACACGACGCUCUCCCGGCUGGACCAAGGCGUAGGACUCAUUCUGCAGGAGCUGGAGAGCGCAGGCCACGCGCAGGAUACCCUGGUCGUAUACACGUCAGACAACGGGAUCCCAUUCCCCGCCGGCCGCACCAAUCUCUACGACCCUGGCAUGGCGGAGCCCUUGCUGGUGUCUUCGCCGCUUCACCCCGCCUCCUGGGGAAACACCACGGCCGCCCUGGCGUCGCUCCUCGACCUGACCCCGACUGUCCUUGACUGGAUGAACAUUACGUACCCAAAGUACAGCAUUCUGAAGAAGGACGAGCCAGCAAUACUGACGGGGAAGUCGUUGCUGCGAUAUCUUACUCCAGAGAGCCAGAAGAGCGAGGGAGAGAGUCGACAGGAUCCACGCGGUGCUGCUGACGACGAAGAGAGGCGGGCCAACAGCGUACGGCAAGACGUGAGGCAGACGAGGCACGACCCGACGCUCACAGCAGAGGAGCUCUCGGACGCCGUGUUUGCCAGCCACGACUUGCACGAGGUCACCAUGUACUACCCGAUGCGAGCGGUCCGAACCCACACCUUCAAGCUGAUCCACAAUCUCAACUACAAGAUGCCGUUCCCCAUCGACCAGGACUUCUACCUCGCGCCGGUGUUCCAGGAUAUCCUCAACCGCACGCAGGAGGGGGCGCCGCUCCCCUGGUACAAGACGCUUCAGGAGUAUUAUUAUCGAGACGAAUGGGAGCUCUACGACCUUCUGGUCGAUCCCCACGAGCAGUUCAACGUGGCGAGGAAGGGGCGUUACCAAGGCGUCCUCAGGCUGCUGCAGGAGAAGUUGUGGGCGUGGCAGAAUGCGACUUACGACCCGUGGGUGUGUGGGCCGGGGGCGGUUCUUCAAGACAGCGGGGCCUACGCCCACCACCACCAGUGUCUGCCACUUUAUAACGGCCUCUAACAAUAAUAGGCCCAUAUGUAUUGAUGUUAAGAAGGUAAUUAGUGUUAUGCCGGCAUGCUAUGGACACAAAUGAUAUGAUGUAAGAGAUUGCAAUUAUAAUUUGGUGACAUUUAUGAUUUUGUUGUAAGUAAUUACUCUAAGUGGUAUUCCUUACAUUCGUCUUUAGUUCAUGUGAUCAGAAUAUUAUGCAAGAACAAAAUAUUAUCUAAUAGUAUAUCGUAUUUUAUUAUAGCCGACAUUUACCCGCAAUAGUAUAAAAAGGCUGAGUUAUUUGAGCAAAGUUGUAACACAGACACACACACACACACACACACACACACACACACACACACACACACACACACACACACACACACACACACACACACACACACACACACACACACACACGCACACACACGCGCGCGCGCGAGCACGUACGUACAUGAAAAUGAUAGUACAGUAUAUAAAAAUUGUGAUGAUAAUGAUGAGUGAAAUAAUAAUAAUAGUAAUAUUGACAAUAACAAACGUUAAAUGUUGGAUGAUGAUAAUGAUAAUGACAGCGAUGGUCACGAUGAUGAUAAUGCUGACAAUGAUGACAGUGAAAAUAUAAGGAUAAUAAUGAUGGGGAUGGUGAGCAUCAUCGUCUCGAUAAAAACAGCGAUGAUGACAAAACCGGAAAUGACUAACACUAAUUAUGAAAUGAUCGUAAUGAUAAGAAUAAUAACGAGAACUUCUGCAGUGAAUCCCAACCCCGGCUUCGGGUGUGUCAUCCCGCAGACUUGUACAGUUCACAGCCGCCCGUUCGCCUAGAGUCCGUGCAGAAAAUCUACGGACUAUAUACGGACUAUCUAAUCUAAACUCCAAGAUCGUGCUACUAUCAACAUGCCCUUCAAGAUGACGUGGCCUUCCUGUCUCUUCUGAUUUGUGUAUGAGAACAAAACCGUGUUUUUUU
Molecule: messenger RNA, 2653 nt
Organism: Penaeus indicus
Lineage: Eukaryota; Metazoa; Arthropoda; Malacostraca; Decapoda; Penaeidae
Gene: Sgsh
Product: N-sulphoglucosamine sulphohydrolase-like
Exons: 3
Coding region: 1-1719 (572 amino acids)
Biological process (GO): heparan sulfate proteoglycan catabolic process; glycosaminoglycan catabolic process
Molecular function (GO): glycosaminoglycan binding; N-acetylglucosamine-6-sulfatase activity; N-sulfoglucosamine sulfohydrolase activity
Source: RefSeq, a predicted model, not a curated record